AUGUGGCAUCAGGAAUGAUUAUUAACUCAAUCAACUAGUUUGUAAAUUUUAUUUUAGGCUUGAUAGUAUGUCAGGAAUUUAUGCAAAUAAGGAUUUCUCUGCUGUAUUUACCUCCCAUGUCGAUAUGAUUCGCUUGGAAAAAUCUUCGAGCUUUACAAAUCAAAAACUUGUUAUUCCUAGAACAAAUGAUUUCACUAAAAAGAGACAUUUGAAUACUUUAAAGGAAUUGCAAAACAACAUAGUUAAUAGUUUUCUAAUUGAUACUUCGAAUAAGGACGUAUCGGUUCGUGAAAUAAAGAACUCUGUUAAUUUAAACAUGGAAAAGGGUGGAAAAAAAUCGGUUUUAGAUGGCUUGGGAUAUUUUCCAGUUUCCAUGAAUGCCUUAGAGAAUUGUCCACAUAAAGACAAACAUCUUUGCCUAAAUAUUCGGGAGGAAAAAGUUCCAGAAUUCAGUAUUAAGGUUAAGAUUCCCUUUCGAGAAAAUGCCCUUGUUAUCCGAAAUAAACAUAUAGUUAAAAUAUCACGAAUUGUUACCGACGCAACCACAAAAGAUGCGCUUCAAAUUUCGAUCGAUGUUAUUAACAAAGGACUUGAGGCACAGGAAUUUUCCAUAUUUGUUUCCAACUGUGAAAUAUCAAAAAGUGCCUCAAUUAAAACCAGUGCCAACAAACUAUUGCAGCCCGAUAUUGGUCAAACAGUCACCUUUUUAUUGCCUUUAAUAACAGGCUCGAGGAAAAACCAUAAAUUUAGUUGUGAUGUGGUUGUUAAAGCCAAUUCUUUCAAAGACUUUGACGAAAUGGAUGUCAAUAUACCAAAACGAAAUGACCCAAAAGUUGGAGUUAUUGCAAAGAGAUCAAUGGACAUUAAAUGCCACUCAAGGUGCUUUUGUGUUUGGCGCUGCCGAUGCCACUGCAUUGAAAAAUUGGAGACUUUCAUUAACUAUAAUGUUUGUGAAAGAAUGGACCCUAAGUCGGAAAAAGAAGCUGGCUUAAUUUACAAUUGUCCUCCGGGUAAUGAAAAAAAGGAUGUGUGCAUCAAGGAUAUUUCGAACGAACGCAACGACGACAACGAAACAUGCAAUCUUACUUGCCAAAUUUUGGCCAUUGCUUUGCUCAUUUUGAUUUUACUAUUUUUGUUGGGUCUUUUAAAAGCUAUUCUGGGAAUCUGUUCUCAAACAAUAGGUCGAUGUGGUUUCGACACUGUGCAACCUGGAAGAGCAUAUGAAUGCACUUCUGGAGCAAGAACAUUUUUAAUAAAUUGUUUCUUUUUUGUUAUAUAUCCCUUUGCAUGUUGGUGUACGUUUUUCCGGCCAAAGGCUAAGGACAUUAUCGAUGCCACCUCCGAUUGGAAUUCCAAGUCUGAGGAUGAACUUGAGUGCAGCUGUGAAUCAAACGAUUCAAGUAUACAAUGUCGACUUCAUGGUGGCCAGGAUCAAAAACUGCACAACGAUUUAGUUCUCGCCUUUGCACCACUCCACGAAAAUGGCUUAUUCAAAGAUGACAAAUCAGAUGACGAGGAGAGUCAUUUGUUUAUUUUAGAAGUACUAGAGGAAAGCAAAACUUCAUUAAAUAAAAUGAUGAGCCAGGCUUCAGAUCCACCGCAAAAUGUUGAGCAAAGUAGGGAAAUUAGUAUGGAUGUCAUAGCUGCCGAAGAUACAGUGGAUAGUCUUAAGAACUCGCAAAUAGUUUAUAGAACAAUGAGUUCACCAGUUGGUGGUGUAAUCGACAUACCAGACAACUAUCAAUACUGUGUGAAAGGUUUCUUUCUACCAACUGUUAAUUCCACUUAUGAAUUUAUGAGCUAUCAUCCAUUAACUCAGUUCUUGGGAGUCUCAGAACAGAACGAAGUAAGAAGACUUCCACAACCUCAAUAUAUCUACUCAGAUGAAUUCUCUAAGAUAUAUGCUGAUAAAACGGAGGUCCAUAAGGCAGGAGAUCUUUCAGCGGUUCCCCCCUUAAAUGUACCUUGUAUAAACGUCGACCGUUGGAACAUGCUGGAGAAUUCCUUUGUCAAACUUUCAGCACAACAGGAGCAGUUAAAAGCGAAUAAGAAGGAAGAAGAAAUUUAAAUAUCUCCAUAAUUUUGUUUUAACUUUCUUAAUUCUUAAUGUUAAUUCUGCGGAACCAUUGGAACCCGGUUGGAGGUUUCCUUUGUCAAACUUUCAACUAAGAAGGAACUAGAAAUACUAUAAUUAAUAAGAAACGCAAACAUCUCAAUAAUUAAAGUUAAUUUCAAUUAAA
Molecule: messenger RNA, 2240 nt
Organism: Drosophila gunungcola (fruit fly)
Lineage: Eukaryota; Metazoa; Arthropoda; Insecta; Diptera; Drosophilidae
Exons: 7
Coding region: 68-2068 (666 amino acids)
Source: RefSeq, a predicted model, not a curated record